Messenger RNA from Thecamonas trahens ATCC 50062, 819 nucleotides. RefSeq lists its product as uncharacterized. The coding region runs from base 1 to 819 and encodes 272 amino acids. The record is from RefSeq and is a predicted model, not a curated record. Lineage: Eukaryota; Apusomonadida; Apusomonadidae. Gene Ontology annotation, molecular function: GTP binding; GTPase activity. The transcript has a single exon.
AUGGCUGAGCUCACCGACAUCAAAAUCAUUGCCGUGGGCGAGUUCGGGUGCGGCAAGACCUCGCUCUGCCGUCGCUUUGUUGACGGCUCGUGGGUGGAGGCUGCGCCGGCGUCGGCCUCCGGCAGCAGCCAUGCUGAGGGCGGCGCUGGAGCUGGCGGCGGUGGCAAGGCGCGCGGGCGCAGACAUAGCGGAAGCAGCAAGCCGGCGAACACGCUAGAGGUCGAUGAUGUGCGGCGGACGGCAUCGUCAUGCCUCUCGCCCGAGGUCGUCUCGGCCUUUGUCCGCGGCGGCAACACGGCCGUCGCCAUGCGUGACCUGGCCAUGGAGCACCACUUUGUCAAGAUCGUGACCAUGGACGGCUCGCCGGUCCGCCUCCGCCUCGUCGACACCUUUCCGUCACGCCUCGCCUCGCCCGCUGCCCUCCUUGAGCUCGUCGAGGAGCUUGGCGUCUUCCACGGCGUGCUCAUGGUCUACGACAUGGGCUCGCUCUCCUCGCUCCGCACCCUCCGCGCCUUUGUCGAGAAGUUCCCGCUCGACUCGCUGCCCAUCCAGCCUGUCGUCACCCUGGUGGCGGCCAAGGCCGAUGAUGAGGACGCUCGUGAGGUCUCGCGCGAUCUCGUCCGCACCUGGUCCGACGAGGUCUUUGGCGGUGCCCCAUGCUACGAGGUCUCCGCCCGCGAAGAUCCCGACUCGGUCUCUGCCGUCUUCCUCGACAUGUGCGAGCGCAUUCGCGAGCACGCCUCCACAGCCUCGAUCGACGUCGCCACCUCGUCGCCCAUGCUCGCCCGCGCCGAGCCGUCCGACUGCCGCACCUCGUAG